This is a messenger RNA of Erythranthe guttata (spotted monkey flower), 626 nucleotides long. NCBI's taxonomy places the organism in Eukaryota, Viridiplantae, Streptophyta, Magnoliopsida, Lamiales, Phrymaceae. The record is from RefSeq and is a predicted model, not a curated record.
CCUAAUCCUUGCAAACCCUUUAGCCGAAAAUUUCCACGCGCCUUCUGGCAAAAGCAUAAAACUUGGCCGGAGAAACUAAAACAAAAGAUGUCGGAGAACAGGCUCAAAGAUGUCAAACAAGAGCAGGGCGUUCGGAGUGCGUGCAGACACUUUCCGGGGAAUACGAUGAUGAUGAUGAUGAAGGUGGAAUACAAGCAUAAUUACGGGGUAGAGUUGAUGAAAUUUCCGUUUUGUAUAUGUACGGGAUACGACAAGCUUCUCGAAGAAAUUUCUAAGAGACUGAAGUUGAAGGAUAGAAGUGUAAAUCUGAAAUAUGUUGAUGAAGAGGGUGACAAGAUCUUAAUAGCAUGUGACGAUGAUUUGAAGCUUUUGUCCAACAAACUUACGCCCUCCGGCAAGGGUUAUGUCCACUUGUUUCUUCAAUUAAGAUAUUAUUAGAAGAGUUGCUUGCUACAUAUCUUCUUUACCAAAAAGUUUGGUUAAGAUCUAGGGUUUUAAUUUUUAAAUGAGACAAAAAUUAAAUAAAUAAAUUUCUUAUUUGAUUUAGUCAAACAUAGAUACAUUAUUUAAAUAAAGUUUUGUAUUAUCUUGAUGAGUUGUUUUUUUACCGAAUCCGGAACAGAAGA